ACACCAAAGUUCCAAGUAUCAACCAGCAUCACCUUCCGCGUACCCACCAACUACCCCUAGGAGAUUGAGCAUGGCGACAACAACCCUCUUCAGCCUGACCCCCCUCCCCCCCCCCCAAACCGCUUUGACAGCGCUCCGCAUCCUCCCGCUCAUCUCAACCACCGCAUCGCUGACCCACGCGUACAUGGAAUGGGUGACCAACUCCUCGUUCCUCGGACCAGCUCCCGUUGAUUCAUCGCUUUCCCACUUUCUGCUGGCCCGGAUGCGGCACCCAAGAAGGUCACUGAGGAGGAAGGAAAUGAACCUGGGAAGGAAGCGGAGGCAGGAGUUGAGAAAGCCAAGGAUGUGUUUGUGCCGGAGUGGUCCACAUCCUUUUUCAACACGGGCGUCCUCAGCGUCAUAGGACUCAACACCGCGACCCUCGUGUCUGCAAGCCUGAGCCUCCUCACCCAACUGAAUCACCCUAGCCCAGCAUAGGAGGAGAGUAAAGUGUUUUACCAGAUAGGACUGGCGAGUGUGGUCGCGCAUUACGCGUUUGUUCCGCUGGUGGGCCGGAGUAUUAGAGAUCUGAUCGGUAUGGCUGCUCAGAGGCGAAGUGGGAAGGCGGAGAUGGUGGGAAGAACGAAGGUUGAGGGGCUUGAAGGGGAGAGAAAGGUGGUGGAAGGGGUAAGGGAGUGGGUGGGUUGGCACAAGGUAUGGAUGGGGACGGUGGAUCUGGUGCUUGGCGGUGUUUUGCUUGGGGGGUUGUGGGGGCUGUGACGGUAUGAGGGGCGGGCAAGGACAACUGUGUCAUGAGCAAUGGCUGCGGAGUGAGAGAACAGAUGAAUGAUCAGUGGGUAUCUUUCAUUCAUCUACAAUACAAAUGCC
Molecule: messenger RNA, 867 nt
Organism: Macroventuria anomochaeta
Lineage: Eukaryota; Fungi; Ascomycota; Dothideomycetes; Pleosporales; Didymellaceae
Exons: 1
Coding region: 71-403 (110 amino acids)
Source: RefSeq, a predicted model, not a curated record